AACAUACCAGGUUAGGCGGCUGUCAGUUGUCUGUCAGUCUGUGUGAGAGGGCGUUUUUUGAAAUAAAGAUUGUGAAGAUAAAGGAUUCGCAGAAUUAUCGCACGACUGGUUUUGCCUACCUUUGGAAGCGAGUCAAUCACGUGUCAGUAUGCAUUGGCGAAUCUUCUUCGCCACUGUUAUCUGUGUAAAUGGAAUUCAUGCUUCAGGAAUCCUCUACCCCAGACCAUCGGAAUCAAGAGAAACACUAACCUUGGACGGAAUUUGGAAAUUUGCGAUCGCUAACAGGACAGAACAGAACAAAGGUUUUAAAGAUAAGUGGUAUGCAGCCCCUCUUCAUCACAAUGUGGAAGUGAUUGACAUGCCUGUGCCCUCUAGUUAUAAUGACAUAACACAAGAUGCAAACAUUAGGGAUCACAUUGGUUGGGCCUGGUAUCAAAGAGAUUUUUUCCUUCCCAAAAGUUGGAAAUCACAGCAAGUCAGUAUCAGGUUUGGCAGUGUCAAUUAUUAUGCAGUAGUGUGGAUCAAUGGUGUUGAAGUAACCAAUCACUCUGGAGGUUAUUUGCCUUUCGAGGUAAAAAUCACUGAACAUUUGAAAUUUGGACACCUAAACUGGAUCACAGUAGCUGUUAACAACACACUCACUCCAUGGACUAUCCCUCAGGGGAAAAUUGUUUACCACAACGACUCACAACGCUACCCCGCAGGCUAUUAUGAACAACAGUAUAAUUUUGAUUUCUUCAAUUUUGCGGGCAUUCACCGUCCUGUCAUAUUAUCUGCAACGCCAAAAACUUAUAUAGACGAUAUAACCAUCAACACGACGAGUGUGACGGAUUCUCUUGGCGUCAUAUUCUACUCGGUUGAGCUAGGGGGCUCGAAGAUUGCCGCUUACUCAGUCAUUGCAGAAAUUUAUGAUGCACAGCACCGCCUCGUUGCUCAGGCCAAGGGACUCAAAGGCGAAAUCAGCAUUAAUAAUCCAAACUUGUGGUGGCCCCGAGGAAUGAACGAGUCAGUCGGAUAUCUUUACACGCUCAAGAUCCAGUUAUGGAACGAUGCCAAAAAUGUGGAGGGUGACAUUUACAGACUUCCAUUCGGUGUUCGUUUCAUUGAAUGGAAUUCGACAGGGGUCUACAUAAAUGGAAAAAGCGUUUAUUUUAAAGGAUUUGGCCGACACGAAGACGCGAUUUUGAGAGGCCGUGGCUUGGACCUGGUAACAUUAACAAAGGACUACAAUCUAAUGAGAUGGAUAGAAGCCAAUUCAUUUCGCACUUCACACUACCCAUAUUCGGAAGAACUAAUGGAUCUGGCUGAUCAACAAGGAUUUCUGGUUAUCGAUGAAGUUCCAGCUGUUGGUCUUGAUAACUUUGAUGAUGAACUUUUGGAAGCCCACAUGCAGACCUUGAAGGAACUGGUUCAACGCGACAAAAAUCGCCCUGCAGUUGUAAUGUGGUCAAUUGGCAACGAACCCCAAUCGCAAAAACAAGUCUCGGCACACUACUUUGAGCGUGUCGCUAAUUAUACUCGUUCAUUGGAUCUCGCCAGACCUGUGACCAUGGUUUUGGCUCAAUCCUACGCGUCUGAUUUAGCUGCCCAGUUCCUAGAUGUUAUUUGCAUAAAUCGUUAUUUCGGUUGGUACUCGGAUACCGGCCAUAGCGAACUAAUAACCUACCAGAUGAUAAAAGAAGUCACAGCUUGGCAUGAAAAACAUUUGAAACCGGUUGUGGUAACCGAAUAUGGUGCUGGAGCUCUUGCCGGUCUACACACGGAUCCUCCUGUUGUUUGGACCGAGGAUUAUCAAGUGGUCUUGAUGGAGCAGAACUUUAAGGCAUUCGAUCAACUGCGUGAAAUGGGCUAUCUCAUUGGCGAGAUGAUCUGGAACUUUGCUGACUUUGCCACUCCACAAGAAUACUUUCGGCCAACUGGAUGCAUGAAAGGCGUUUUCACUCGUGAAAGACAACCCAAAUUCGCUGCCCAUUUCCUACGCCGUCGCUAUGCACAACUGACCUAGCGAUGAAAACAAUAGAACUAAACGCCGCUUUGUUCUUCAAUGCGGAAAACUACUAAAAAUUAUCCCGUAAAACACCCAUCGUUCAUUGUCGGUGAAAUAGGAUAUCAAACUUGGGCAUUUAAACAUUUUUCUCGUCAAAGUGGAAACGCUUAGUGUAUAACAAGGGCACAUGAGUAGACUGUUGAAUUCAACCCGAAAA
Messenger RNA from Daphnia magna, 2204 nucleotides. Its product is annotated as beta-glucuronidase. The record is from RefSeq and is a predicted model, not a curated record. NCBI's taxonomy places the organism in Eukaryota, Metazoa, Arthropoda, Branchiopoda, Diplostraca, Daphniidae. Gene Ontology annotation, molecular function: beta-glucuronidase activity; carbohydrate binding. The transcript has 15 exons. Bases 149 to 2005 code for a protein of 618 amino acids. Gene Ontology annotation, biological process: glucuronoside catabolic process; carbohydrate metabolic process.